This is a messenger RNA of Trichomonas vaginalis G3, 429 nucleotides long. Its product is annotated as KilA, N-terminal/APSES-type HTH, DNA-binding family. The record is from RefSeq and is a predicted model, not a curated record. Lineage: Eukaryota; Parabasalia; Trichomonadida; Trichomonadidae. The transcript has a single exon. Bases 1 to 429 code for a protein of 142 amino acids.
AUGAAUGCUCUUUGUUCUACAAAGCAAGCAUAUCAUUGGUUUGAAAACCAACAGACAAAAGAACUUUUAGAAGAAUUUCCUCAUAUGAUUGCUUCCCUCGGAAAACCGAGAGAAGAGAUUCCGUACGAAAAUCGCAAGAAUUUGGCUCCUGGUUUGAAAGGUUAUUAUGUUCAUAGACUUUUAGUAAACGCUGUAGCAAUGUGGGCUUCACCUCGUUAUGCUUGUUAUAUUUUAAUGAUGUUAGAUGAACUAUAUAAAGCAGAACGUGGAGAGAUGGAAAAGAAACUUCAAGCAAAAGAUGAAGUCAUUGAAUCCAAAGACAAAAGCAUACAGAAAAGAAUACCACGUUCAGUACCAAAAGGAAAGGAAAAGAGUUAUAAGUAUAUGAUAUAUACUGAAGAGUUGGAGAAAGAAGAAGAUAAAGAUUAG